CGGCGCUCUGGGGGCGGGGCCUGGGACGGCGCCGGGUGAGGGCCCAACCGCCGAGCGCGUCCGUCGGCGGCGCCGGAAGUCGGUGAGCGCCGCAUCCGGGAUGCCCGCCUGAUUGCCCGCGGCUCGGCUCUGGGCGACCCCACUGCCAUGGCCUCCGACGAAGAUGAACUGAACCUUCUAGUUAUCGUAGUUGACACCAACCCGAUUUGGUGGGGAAAGCAAGCAUUAAAGGGAUCCCAGUUCACCUUAUCAAAAUGCAUGGACGCGGUCAUGGUGCUGGGGAACUCGCACCUGUUCAUGAACCGUUCCAACAAGCUCGCGGUCAUAGCCAGUCACAUUCAGGAAAGCCGGUUCUUGUAUCCUGGAAAGAAUGGCAGCCUGGGAGACUUCUUUGGGGACCCUGGCAAGACUCCUGCUGAGCUCACCCCCUCGGGGAGUAAAGACGGGAAGUACGAGCUGUUAACAGCAGCAAAUGAAGUCAUUGUCGAAGAGAUUAAAGAUCUGAUGACCAAGAGUGACAUAAAGGGCCAGCACACAGAAACCCUGCUGGCAGGAUCCCUCGCCAAAGCUCUCUGCUACAUUCAUAGAAUGAAUAAGGAAGUUAAAGAUAAUCAGGAAAUGAAGUCAAGGAUAUUGGUGGUCAAGGCGGCGGAGGACAGCGCGCUGCAGUACAUGAACUUCAUGAACGUCAUCUUCGCCGCGCAGAAACAGAAUAUUUUGAUCGACGCCUGUGUGUUGGACUCCGACUCAGGACUCCUCCAGCAGGCGUGUGACAUCACAGGGGGAGUGUACCUGAAGGUGCCGCAGAUGCCCUCCCUGCUGCAGUACUUGCUGUGGGUCUUUCUUCCUGAUCAGGACCAGAGGCCUCAGCUGACCCUCCCGCCCCCCGUGCACGUGGACUACCGGGCUGCGUGCUUCUGCCACCGAAACCUCAUUGAGAUCGGCUACGUCUGUUCUGUGUGCUUGUCAAUAUUCUGCAACUUCAGCCCCAUCUGCACCACCUGCGAGACUGCCUUCAAGAUCUCGCUGCCUCCCGUGCUGAAGGCCAAGAAGAAGAAGCUGAAAGUGUCUGCGUGAUGGAACUGCCGCGUCCUUUGGAGCCACCCACAGCCCCCGUGCGGGGGAGGCGCUGCGGAGGGCUCCGGGCAUGCGCGGGGGUGCCUCCAGGACGCAGGCCUGGGGAGCCGUCCUCACGCUGUGCUUCUGGGCUGGGUUGUGGGCGGGAACCCUUCUGCAGUCUGUGUACCCCAGUGUGUUUUCAGACCGCUUUUGGUCCCGAGAGGGGGAGAAAGCACACCUUCGUGACUCUUCUUACUGGGCUGAUCACUGUCCCAUCAGUCUGCCCUGACUGAUGACAGGCUUUCGGAGUUACUGCCCAGGUCCAGGUUCUCACUGUGAAACGGUACACGCGAAAUUCGAAGUGUUAGGAAAAGUGCAGCGAUGGCGUUAGUCAGUAGGGGGCGCUGUAGCUGAGUCAGCGGUUACCGGUGGCAGUAGUCAUGCAACUGAAACCCUUACUGUCCCCAUUGCGGUGUGGCUUUAGAUAUUAGCGGUUCUUCAUUCCGAUGUGUGACCUCGGUACAUGUUUGGACAAAGAGAGCCAAGUAAUAAUAACGGUUCGUCACCGACUCCGUACAAAAUCCGGUUUUAAGUGAGCGAGGCAAGAGAGUGCGGGAGUCCAGUGGCGACUUUUUCUUUGAAAGCAGUUGCGUGAAGAGCUCUCCCGGGAAAACUAGGGUCCAGUUGUGAGAGUGGAGUUCUCGGGGCCGGGCGGGGGGCGGGGGCGGGGUGUGUGUGUGAAAUAGCUUCUUUAUAGUAAAGUGCUGCCCGCACACUGAAUCCUUUGCUUUCUAACCGAGGAAAAGACAAAAAUCUUUGAUAGUGGAGAACUGUCCUUUAGAAAGUUUGGACUUAAUAUUGAAAACUUCUAUAAGUUCAAAAGACAAAUUGUUUGUAGUUUUAACAAUAACAACUAUUUUUCUGUGUAACCUUGAAGUUAUUAAAAGUCCUUUAAUAGCGUAGGAAGGGUUUUCAGGAACAGUGGUUGGAUUGGUUUGUUUUUAAAAGUAUGUUGGCAAAUUGUGUAUUUGAUUUUGUAGAUGAAUAAGAUUUAAAUUUUCUCUUAAUGCCAUCUCAGAAACUGAGUCUCAUUGAAGUAACUCAGUGGUCUUUGGUUAGAUGAUUUCAGGUGGAUUUUGUAUUCUGGAUUUAUAAUUUUCUUAAAUAAACAAAAAUUUUGAUAAUAA
This is a messenger RNA of Phyllostomus discolor (pale spear-nosed bat), 2246 nucleotides long. It is a transcript of the gene GTF2H3, whose product is annotated as general transcription factor IIH subunit 3. Lineage: Eukaryota; Metazoa; Chordata; Mammalia; Chiroptera; Phyllostomidae. The record is from RefSeq and is a predicted model, not a curated record. The transcript has 13 exons. Gene Ontology annotation, biological process: regulation of DNA-templated transcription; nucleotide-excision repair. Bases 148 to 1077 code for a protein of 309 amino acids. Gene Ontology annotation, cellular component: transcription factor TFIIH holo complex; transcription factor TFIIH core complex.